Messenger RNA from Venustampulla echinocandica, 984 nucleotides. RefSeq lists its product as uncharacterized. The coding region runs from base 1 to 984 and encodes 327 amino acids. Gene Ontology annotation, molecular function: acyltransferase activity, transferring groups other than amino-acyl groups. Lineage: Eukaryota; Fungi; Ascomycota; Leotiomycetes; Helotiales; Pleuroascaceae. The transcript is spliced from 2 exons. The record is from RefSeq and is a predicted model, not a curated record.
AUGGCCACUAUCACUAUCACUAUUGCGGACAGGAUGAAUACCGUCCCUGGCUUUAGGACCAGUACCACCUUUUUCACCUUCCUGCGCGCAAAUCUGAUCCUCCCCUCAUCGACUCUGAAUUCCAACACCUCCACCCCCCUCCUAAGCGCUUGCUCCUCACAAACUCUACCGCCACUCCAGUCACUGCCCAGCUCCUCCCUCGCAACCAUGACAUCCGUCUCGGCCUCCAGAUCCUCUCUCGAGACAGCCUCUCCUCAACGUAGCGACCCACUCGUUGAUAUCCCACCGCUGGUCACCACCACUCUGACAACCAGCGAGGACAAAAUCGCGGCCCUCAAACUCAUCGCCGACUCCGUCGCACAACAGCGGCAACAAGCCUCCCGAGCCGUAAUCUUCCACCCGCUCACCAUAGCCGUGUACAUCUUAAUACUCGCUCUCACUUCCCAAACACUCUACAAAUCCCGCUCGGACGUCGGGCUCUUAGCCACAACAUGUGCUGGCAUAACCAUGGCCGGCUUAGUCGCGAUUCGCGGAGUAGCAGGCGGGUAUCUAAAUUUCGCCGAGAACGUGACGUGGAAGUUCCUGCAGAACGACGAUGCGGAUGGGGAGGAGGAUAUAGUGAUAGGGAGUCGGUACGGUUCCGAACUGAUCGGUGCCGCCGUCCUCCGUCUUGAGCGCAGUCCGUCAUCGCCAGGGUCCUCGAGUUCGAAAAAGAAGGGCGGGAAGAACAGCAAGAAUCGUGGAAAUGGCAUCAUCCGUGCCUGGACUGUGCGUAUCAGGUAUCGCGGGAAUGGAGUGGGAACUGAAUUGCUUGAGGAGGCUGUAAGGGUUACACGGGAGAGUUUUGGGGGCAAUCCGGAGAUUGGCUUUGCGAAGGAACAUGUAAAUUCGCAGAUGGUCUUGCCGGAGAUGUUUAAUAGGGGGUUUAGGAAGAGGGAGGUUAAGGCAGCGAGGAUGCUAGAAGGCGUUAUAGAGGGGAAGUAG